Messenger RNA from Podospora pseudocomata, 1890 nucleotides. RefSeq lists its product as uncharacterized. Gene Ontology annotation, molecular function: hydrolase activity, hydrolyzing O-glycosyl compounds; chitin binding. NCBI's taxonomy places the organism in Eukaryota, Fungi, Ascomycota, Sordariomycetes, Sordariales, Podosporaceae. The record is from RefSeq and is a predicted model, not a curated record. The coding region runs from base 1 to 1890 and encodes 629 amino acids. The transcript has 7 exons. Gene Ontology annotation, biological process: carbohydrate metabolic process.
AUGAAGGUCAUCAACAAUGCUUCCCCUCCGUCAGAGUUCAAGAGGAUAGGCUACUUUGAAGCCUGGAGAUCGGCUAAUAAAAAGGAGCGGCCUUGCCUGUUUAUGGAUGCCACCCAGAUUCCGACAGGAUACACACUUGUGCAUUUUGCCUUUGGGGAGGUAUCCUCCAGCUUUGCCGUGGGUGUUAGCAAGCUCAAAAACCAGUUCGACAAGUUUGUGAAGAUGAGAGGCUUCAAGAGAAUCAUUGCCUUCUGCGUCAAACCGGGCAACAGGGAGAUUUUGGCCACCAACAUCGCCAAGUUCGUCGUGGACCCUGAUUUGGAUGGCGUGGAUCUCGAUUGGGAGUAUCCAGGUGCGCCAGAUCUCCCUAGUGCCGACCCGCUCAAUGGACUGGCAUAUCUGGAACUCCUGAAGUUGUUGAGACAGAAGCUUCCGUGGACAACAUUUCCAAUUGGGGAGAUCAGCAAGGUCGUCGAUUACAUUGUGUACAUGACUUACGACUUGCAUGGCCAAUGGGACUUUGACAGUCCUUGGUCCUCUCCAGGCUGCCCAGCAGGCAACUGUCUUCGCUCACACAUCAGCAGGAAGGAAACCCUCAAUGCACUUUCCAUGGUCACCAAAACUGGCGUCUCAUCAACCAAGCUCAUGAUCGGCAUUACCAGCUAUGGUCGGUCUUUUCGGAUGGUCGACCCAUCCUGCACCGGUCCUAUGUGUACAUUUACCGGGGCACUCUCCGGAGCAAAACUUGGACGUUGCACACGCACCGCCGGAUAUCUCGCCAAUGCAGAGAUUCAGGAGAUUUUGCAUUACGACAAGUCAUCACGCACCUAUUACGAUGAAGGCAUCAUGAGUGACAUUCUGGUGUACGGAUCUGACUGGGUUGCCGACAUGAACAACGACAACAAAGGGCGUCGGGAGGCUCUGUGGAAGUCAAUGAACUUUGGCGGCGUCUCAGACUGGGCGAUUGGCCUUGCCGAGUUUUUACCCAAUGAUGUCUCUCAGGUUCCGUCACUGUCAAUGGAGGAGAUCAAGGAAGACUGGGCCAACAUCACCUGCAAACACGCAUACGCGAGGAAUAGCAGCUACAGGGAGUUAGACCGUUGGAAAACCCUCAAGGCUGAUGAGGCUUGGAAGCAUGUUGUUGUCGAAUGCAGUGACGAAUCCGAACGCCGGCCGACAGCAGCUCUCCUUUUGAGUUCAUUUGUGAAGCUUGCUGGGAUCUAUUACGAGCUGUACGAUGGAAUCCAAGCAGCUCAGCUCAGUCUUAUCACGACACUGUCCAAGUUCUCGAGCACUUUUGCACCAGAACAAAAGGCGGACGAGUCUUUGACCAUGACUUUGAAUAUCUUGAGUGCUGGCUUCGGUGUGCUGGCAGGCCCAGACUUUGCGAAGGCAUUUUCGUCUGGAAAUUUCUUCUCUCAGAAUCCUGGUAUUGGAGAGAAGCUGGAGUCGGCAGUGAUGAAGGGCGUAGAAAACGAGCCCGUGACGGAGGAUCUCGCAUCGCAGUUCAACUGGAUUGUGAUGAGUUGGAAAGAAAUUGUCGACAUUACACAACGCCAAGCCUUCUCUGAGACGAAAGAUGGGGUUUGCUAUCUCAGCAGCAUGAUGAGCAACGGCAAGCUGCUCAAGGUCGAGCCGAUGAACAGGUUUGACACGGAAUCCGCCAUGGUCAAAGUCCUGUACGCCUUCCUGAUUCCGCAUGUCUGGCAUCUCCGAGCCUACAGCCCUGUUCUCAUCCACGCCGAGUGGGACUGCCAAAAGGUUGGGGUCGACAAGUAUUGUUGUGUCGAGGGAAAUUUUUUGCCGUUUUCGGACUCGCUUAUGGGGUGUCGCAAUAACAAGUGGCAUCCCACCCUCUUUGCUGUUCAUGUUAUUUUCAGCAUCAUCUGA